AUGGGAAGCAGUGAUUUCAUUGUUAGGCAAAUGAGAAUCGUUAAUAAUAUUAAACCUUUUGUGAAACGUGUGGACACAGUGGCCGCCGAAUGGCCCGCAACUACUAAUUAUCUAUAUUUGACUUAUAAUGCGUGCAAUACUGACAUUGAGUGCAGUAGCGGAGGAGUUAUGGUUUUAGGAAGUGGUGUCUAUCGUAUUGGCUCUUCAGUUGAGUUCGACUGCUGUGCCGUUGGAUGUGUUCAGGAACUCAAAAAGAUGAACAAAACAACAAUUAUGGUCAACUGCAACCCCGAGACUGUGAGCACAGACUAUGAUAUGUGUGACCGAUUAUAUUUCGAAGAAAUUUCUUUUGAGACAGUUAUGGAGAUCUACGACAUCGAAGCGCCGGAAGGGAUAAUCCUAAGUAUGGGCGGACAACUGCCUAAUAAUAUUGCGAUGGAUUUAUUCGGACAAAAAGUGCGAAUAUUAGGCACUUCUCCCGAAUCAAUAGAUAACGCGGAAAAUAGAUUCAAAUUUUCCCGAUUAUUGGACAGUAAAGAAAUCGGUCAACCGGUUUGGGAACUCGUCUCUGAUAUCGAAACGGCCAAAAAAUUUUGUCUAAAGAACGGCUAUCCGUGUAUUGUUCGGCCAUCAUAUGUACUCUCGGGUGCGGCCAUGAAUGUCGCCAAUUCUGCCAGAAAUUUGGAAAACUAUUUGAAAGAAGCGACGGCUGUUUGUAAUGAACAUCCGGUGGUUAUAUCGAAAUUCAUAACCGAAGCAAAAGAGAUAGAUGUGGACGCAGUGGCACAGGACGGACAACUCAUAUGUAUGGCUGUGUCAGAGCACGUGGAGAACGCUGGCGUCCAUUCGGGUGACGCCACUCUUGUCACUCCACCGCAAGACUUGACGAGCAAAACGUUGGCCAACAUUAGGAAG
Medioppia subpectinata is the source of this 915-nucleotide messenger RNA. NCBI's taxonomy places the organism in Eukaryota, Metazoa, Arthropoda, Arachnida, Sarcoptiformes, Oppiidae. The record is from the annotation of a GenBank genome assembly.